AUGUCGAGAAUAGACGAUGACGAGAGAAGACUAUAUCAAUGUGCAAGGAAGUACGAGCAGAUUGUAAAUCAAGGUUCCAAAGCAAGUAAGGACUCUGCUGCGCAUCUUCCUUCUUAUGAAGCUGCGGGCAACGACGGUGAAGUGUUCGUGGAGUCCAUAACCAAGUUUCUCCAUGAAUUCAGCGCGGAAUCUGCAGCAGAAACAGACUCCUCAUCCAGCGCUAGCUUGCUCUAA
Linum tenue is the source of this 234-nucleotide messenger RNA. The record is from the annotation of a GenBank genome assembly. NCBI's taxonomy places the organism in Eukaryota, Viridiplantae, Streptophyta, Magnoliopsida, Malpighiales, Linaceae.